GAUAUGGCAGCAUUGCGAACGUGACAGUUUUUUGCAGGUCCGGCAACACGACAAAAGGUUUUUGUUUACAGCACGCCGGCACCGGUUUUUAAGAUAAAAAGUAAUAUUUAAUAUUAAUAUUUGUUACAUCUGAGAACUCGCCAUGUCGCAGACAAUGCCGCCAGAGAACCUAAGCAGCCGCCUGUUGACGGUGCUCAGUCUGCCUUUGCUGGAUCGCCUGCACGAGUUGAGCAUCCUGUUCGAUCGCUGCACUCUGCGGCAGAUCCAGGAGAUAUUUCCCCACAUCGUGCACUCCAUUUUCGGGAUCAAUGGCAAUCCCUUGGGCUGGGGCCUGCGGACGACGACUUUGGAGAACAGUCCGCUGCACUUCCAGACGCUGCACCAGUUCUUCGGCGUGUGUGGUCCCUGGAUGCACCUCUGCCACCGCCUGCUCCUGGACCAGUGCAAGUUCGAGCUGGACAUCAAUUUGCUGCCGGCCAAGUUCGUUAGCAUGUUGCAGUCUGGCCAGAGUCCCAGAUUCUAUGCGGAGCUCAUCAAUAUCGACUCGAUGAAGCACCAGGUGGCCACGCUCUCGCUGAACGCCUUCGACUUCUACGUGAUCCACUUCGUGCUGUACGCUCUGCAGCCGCUGCACUCCAUUAAUCCCAUCGCCAUGCAGAUCCACAAUGUGCGCAGCAAGACGAUCUAUCUGAAGCUGGUGUCCGAGUACCUCAACAACUUCCUGCCCCUCGUUCCCGAUGCCCGGAUAGAACCCGUCCAAUUCAGUAGCGGCGUUAAGGCUCCACAGCCGCUACCCGCCCAGGCAUUGCAGCCGCAAAGGCAGCCACGCUACAUCAAGAUUCCCAGCUCUUUUCGUAACGGAGGAAACGUUUCCGGAAGAGGAGGAAGUCCGACAUCCAGUGGUGGCAGCGGGAACACCUCACCGCAGUCCAACAGCCCAAAUGCCAGCGCAAACAGGGCCUACGCCUGGCGUUCGGAGAGUGUUCUCCACUUUUUUGUGGACAUUUGGCUGCGUUACGACAUCGAGUCGGAGCACCACCUGCCCAGCAGCGAUUUUGUGCGCGGCGUACGCACCUUGGUAAAGCAGGUCCACUUCUUUGCCAAUGGGGCUCAGCAGGAUCACACUUCACUCUGCGCUCUGCGCAAGGUGUCGUUAAGCAUGGUAAAAGCCAGGAUCUACGCCUUUCUGUGCGGCUUGAUUGAUCGUUGGCCCCUGGACAGCUCGCUGAUGGUGGUGCUGGAGCUCUGGCUGAGUUACAUCCAACCGUGGAGGUACACCAUGGCAGCUUUAAACAAUAAGACACCUAGCCUUGCCUACAGGCCGCCCAUUCUGUCCUGCUUUGAUGGUUUCAUCAUCGAUAAUCUGAUUAUGUACACGCACAUAUUCAUGCAGCUGCUGCCGCACUUUGGGCGCUUGGACUAUACCGUCUAUCGAAAUGCCUUUAUGCUGUAUCGCCUGGCUACAAUGUUCGCCCAGCAUGAUUUAGUGGAGCGGUUGCAGCGUUUCGAGCGUAUACAUGCGGGCAAUGCCUAUGGCUUCGACUCGCCGCAGAGACAGGUCAACAUGAUGAACAAAUCCUAUUCGCCAGGCUCUCAGUGGAACCAUGUGGUUAACACACACUCGGCCAAGCUGUUUAGUCACCCCAUGCAGGUUCAGAUGGAGAGCUUCCUUUUCUUGAUCAGCAUGGCUCGAAACUCUGUGCUCAGGGACAUUUCUUCGUUGCGAAACGAAAUUGCAGAGAGACAGCGCUCUGAGGGAUUCCUAAAGAACUUCUUCAACAAGCUCUUUCGCGAGUGCACCCAGGAUGAAUUAACCCUGCGCGAGUUCAGUCGCAUUCCGGAGGUUCUGCGUCAAUGCAUUGAUGCCUUCUGCCGAACGUUUAAUGUGGAUCAGGCCAAUCUGUCCAUGCACGAGAACCUGCCAGAGGAACCUUGUCCACCUGCCUCGACAACGGUGCAAAAUUUUAGCUUUUUCGACUCCAGCAACUCUUUAGACAGGUCUAAGCUGAACCCGCACCAAAUGUCCCUCAAUGCCUCCAAUAUGCAUGCCACUGUUGAUCCAGCAAUGCUGCCCAUACAGACUAAUGAGGUCAGAUCGCUAGUGAGGAUACUGCACUUUGUCUCCGAGAAAAUCAACAGGAAGUAUGGCAGCCAGAUACAAGCGUUCUAUGUUCGCGACGAUUACUGUGGAAAGGUAGCGAGGCAACUCCUGUACGCUCCAAUGACGGAGCAGUGGUUCGACAAGAGCUCUGGCCAAGUGGAUAUGUGUGAGAGCGUGGUUCCUCCGCGGGUUUGCCUACGAUCUUUAGGCUCUAUUCCCGUUCUCGUUACGAUCGCCGCUGUCUUAGUCCUUGGGCAACUAAUAUGGGGAGCCCCAAUCGUGGGUCUAUUAAUUCUGGGCACUGUGCUGCUAGUCUACACCUUGCUGCAGGCACUCUUUUCCUAAUUUGAAGUUUGUUCUAGA
Messenger RNA from Drosophila gunungcola (fruit fly), 2464 nucleotides. RefSeq names its product sphingomyelin phosphodiesterase 4. The record is from RefSeq and is a predicted model, not a curated record. The transcript is spliced from 7 exons. NCBI's taxonomy places the organism in Eukaryota, Metazoa, Arthropoda, Insecta, Diptera, Drosophilidae. Gene Ontology annotation, molecular function: sphingomyelin phosphodiesterase D activity. The coding region runs from base 143 to 2446 and encodes 767 amino acids. Gene Ontology annotation, biological process: glycerophospholipid catabolic process; sphingomyelin catabolic process; ceramide biosynthetic process.